GACCAGACUGUCUGACCUGCAGGUUACAGCCUCUGACCUGAACCUCCAGCAGAACCUGAGGAGCCUUUGAACACAAAGAAGAACAAAAGCAAACGCUGAGGUCUGAAACAUCUGCAAAAAGAGCGCAUCUGAAGAACCAAGACGAGGACGACCAUCAGCAUGUUUUCAACAUCCACCUCCUGCAGAAUGACGGCUGCCUGUGUUGUGGCAGUGAUGAUGAUGAUGAUGAUGAUGAUGACUGUGACGGAGGCAGCAGCCAUGCAGAAACCAGGCGGACAUUCCAAACACCCAGCGAAGACACACAGGAAGUCUGAUGGUGCGACAGUAGAAACGGUCCCCCUGCAGCUGGACGCCAAUUCUUUGGUUCCUUCCAGAAACAUUAGACCUCUUGAGAACGACUCCAUCUCCCCGUGGACGUACAACAUCUCCCACGAUGACUCCCUCUACCCCUCGGUGCUGUCUGAGGCUCGCUGUCUGCUGCAGGGCUGCCUGGACUCGAAGGGCCAGGAGGACCGGAGCCUGGAGUCCAGACCCAUCAUGCACCAGGUGCUGGUGCUGCGGCGAGUCAGGGCGGCAGGGGCGGGACAGAACUACCACUACAGGUUGGAGUCCCGCCUCAUGGCAGUGGGCUGCACCUGUGUCCGACCCAUAGUCACACAGCAACAGUGAAAACCAGCAGAAACCAGACCAGGACCUGGGUUAGUCGCGCACAAACGGAGGCUUCAGUACGGAAGAUCAAUGAUGCUAUAAAAAUAUAAAAUCCUGACAAUAUAGGAAAAAAAAUACAAAAAUGUAUGUUUUACCUUUCUUUCUCCUUCUAUACAUUAAAAAUAAUAUAAUAAUUAUAAUCUAUUAAUAUUUAUGUAGCACAGCAAAAGCAAUUAUACAGUCUCCAAGUUAUUUUUAAAUUUUUGAAAUUACAUGAUUGACAUUAAUCUUGUCAUUAAAUGCAACAAUUUCUGCAAAUUUUAUUUUGCCAUAAUGGGAAGAAAUUAAAUGACUAAAUGAAGAGCAUGAGUGAUUGACGGGUUUAACUGAGGUCACUGAAGAAUGAUAAAAUCAGAUAAGAUGUAUAAUUGUGAGUCAUCUGCAUAGAGACUGAGACUGAUAUCAUGCUUUGAAAUAUUGAACUGAAAUAUGUUAAUUGUGGUUGUAAUUAUGAUUGUAAGUCAUUAUCUAAUUAUCGAAUAAUUAAUUAUAACUUUAAAAAUAGGAGUCUAGAAUCUCAUAAUUAAGAUAUUGAACCAAAAAUAUGACCCUGUAUGUCAUAGAUUAAAUAACUACAUAUUGUAUCUCAUGAUUUUGAAUUAGUGACAUUUGUUAAUUAACUCAUAAGUAACUAAUGUUUGAACAUUUAUGUGUGUCCCCUACAUGCUGCUGUUUCAUAUACUGUGUACUAUUUAUGGUUUAAGUUAAUUGAAAUUGCAUUUUAUUUAAAUGUUGUAUUGAUCUUCAGUAGGUAUUUAUUGGUGAUGUUAUAUUGAUGUUGAUGUAUUUAUAGUUCUGAGGCUGAAUGUGGAGUUGACUGAAUAAAAAGAGAUGA
Messenger RNA from Seriola aureovittata, 1543 nucleotides. It is a transcript of the gene il17a/f1, whose product is annotated as interleukin 17a/f1. Gene Ontology annotation, biological process: inflammatory response. The record is from RefSeq and is a predicted model, not a curated record. Gene Ontology annotation, molecular function: cytokine activity. The coding region runs from base 160 to 669 and encodes 169 amino acids. Gene Ontology annotation, cellular component: extracellular region. The transcript has 3 exons. Lineage: Eukaryota; Metazoa; Chordata; Actinopteri; Carangiformes; Carangidae.